Molecule: messenger RNA, 1575 nt
Organism: Gigantopelta aegis
Lineage: Eukaryota; Metazoa; Mollusca; Gastropoda; Neomphalida; Peltospiridae
Exons: 3
Coding region: 16-453 (145 amino acids)
Biological process (GO): cell-matrix adhesion
Cellular component (GO): lysosome; extracellular region
Molecular function (GO): calcium ion binding
Source: RefSeq, a predicted model, not a curated record
UCUUUCUUUCGAUCGAUGUCUAAAACGUGUGUUCUCUUUCAGAAAACUUUGUAUAUUGUUGACCUCAAGAGGCAGAAAUGCUACAAGAAAAAAAUGACCCGACCCUUUAGAGAAAGGUGUAUUCCCGACACUGCCAAGUGUGUCGGACAUUUCUACAUGGGCAGUGGGACUAACAAACUGCAAGGUGACACUUACUAUGUGGAUUUCCGAGGAAAAGGAAUGACACGUCUUCACAUCUAUGCUUCAGUGACCAAGAACUGUAUACCCAUUGGCGAGGCCUUGUUUGGGAGAGUGAAAGGGAUGGCAAUUGAAGAGACCGUGGGCUUCGCGAACUUCCGACUGGGCAUCAAAGACCCAUCUGUGUUCGACGUCCCGAAGCAGUGCGACGAUGGGCGCUUCGAAGUGCUGCCUGUUAAAGACGAGCUCAGUCAAUACAGAAUCCUUGGCUUCUAAACUGAUGUAAUUCUCUAGCUGCGUUGCCAGCUGGAGCUCAGGGGCGUAGCGUGAUCACGAUCUGGGGGUGGGGUGGGUGGGUGGUUCGAAUAUGAAUUUAUCGGAGCCUUUUGUGAAAAAUUUUCCUUGACAGAUAUAUGAAUAGCUUUAUAUUGCACGGUAAAAAAGCUAAAACUUUUAGCUUCCGCGUGGGGAGAUUCGUUGGGGGCGCGGCGUGAAUUGAAUCGGGGGGGGGGGGGGGGGGGGGUCGAAUAUGAAUCUAUUGGACCUUUUGUGAACAUUUUUCUUGGAUAUCUAUAUGAAUAGCUUAAAGUUGGACUGUAAAAACUUGUUUUAGCUUCCGCGGGGGUGGGGGGGGGGGGGGGGCAAAAUCAAAAAAAAACACACCACCCCACCCCCACCGCACCCUCAGAUACCCCAGUCUACGCCCCUGGAGCUCUUUAAACAAAUAUAUCUACAAUCAUUAUAUGCUGUGUUAUUCAGACUUUUAUAAGAAAACAGAAUCUAGAUGUCUGUACUUUUCACGUUUGACCAGGUCUGACAAUAAGAAUGUUUUUUGGGUUUUUUUUUCUAAAUAAUGAAACAAUAUGCAGUUACAUGUUCCAUCAUACUGUAACCUGACAUUUUAAAAUAUUUCUUUUGAAUAUUAUGAAACAAAACAAACCAUUGGUGUCAAGUUUACAGUUUGUGGUAUACAUAUUUUGAUUGUAAUGUUAAAAUAUUGUUUAUAUAUAUAUAUAUAUAUACACACACACAUGUAUAUAUUAUUACGGAAACUAUCGAAACUCAAAUUUGAAUAAUCUGCAUUUCUACAUAAAUCGGCAGGGUCUAAUAUAUAUUUUAGAUUUACUUUUAGAUGUAGUCGUUUGUAAUAUUCUAUCAUAUGUAUAUUAUGGCUUUAAAACCAUUUACAUGUUAGGAAGUGUGCUAUGUCCAUUUGUUAGUGUUUUAAUUGUAGAAGUGUCUAUAUUAAAUGAGCAGACCCUAGGUUUAACCCUUAAAAACAUGGACACUAAGUUUAGUUCAUUUACAAACCUGUAACUCAUUUGGAUAAAGUUACAAUAGAGUGAAAGAAGAGUCUGUGACGUCAAAACAGGAAAUAUCCUUAAAAAUAGACUAGAA